This is a messenger RNA of Aspergillus fijiensis CBS 313.89, 360 nucleotides long. RefSeq lists its product as uncharacterized. Bases 44 to 295 code for a protein of 83 amino acids. The record is from RefSeq and is a predicted model, not a curated record. The transcript has a single exon. Lineage: Eukaryota; Fungi; Ascomycota; Eurotiomycetes; Eurotiales; Aspergillaceae.
ACUGGCAUUUGAUCUAGCUUGUGAUUUCCUACUCGGCUCCUGCAUGACAUUUCUUUUUGUUUUUUUUUGUUUUUUUGCUUUGCUGCCCAGCUGGAGGAUUGCAGAUGAGGAAGAAGAAAAAGAAAAUACUGCAGUCAAGUAUGACGACCAAAACAAAACAAAACAAAAAAUUGACGAAACAAAACAAAGUAACGGUGAAUACGAAAGAGAUGAGGGGGAACAGAUGAGGAGGAGUGGAGAGAGGGGGAACCGAGAACGGAGGAGGGCCGUGGAAAAAAGAAGCAGCCAGCAGUGAAAUAUGGUCGAGCAAUGAUCAACAAAGAGAGAGAGAAAAUAAGAGAGUGAGAGUGAGAGUGAGAA